Messenger RNA from Polistes dominula (European paper wasp), 2216 nucleotides. Its product is annotated as UBX domain-containing protein 7. Gene Ontology annotation, biological process: proteasome-mediated ubiquitin-dependent protein catabolic process. Gene Ontology annotation, cellular component: nucleus. Gene Ontology annotation, molecular function: ubiquitin binding. The record is from RefSeq and is a predicted model, not a curated record. NCBI's taxonomy places the organism in Eukaryota, Metazoa, Arthropoda, Insecta, Hymenoptera, Vespidae.
AGAAAAAUUCUAGCAGUACAUGGAAUUUUAGACAACGCUGGAACAUUCAAUAGAAUUAUUAAAUUUCUUCCAAAGGAUUGUUAUAUAUGCAAUUAUGCUACCAACAUAAGUUAUUAAAAACAAAAAAUGUAACUGCACUGUUGAGAAGGAAGCUGCUUGCUAGGGAGAUUUUCUCCCACGUGGGAGCCAUCACGCAUGCGCAUGCUGACGUCUAGCUUGACGGCGGGUUUUUUAAAUGGACGUAGCUAUGUGCAACAAUGGGUAAACGUAAAGGACCCUUCCCAGUCGUUUCCCGUGUUUUUCGUUAAAAUGAAGGUGUGAAUUGCGUCAUUUUAUAUAAUAUAUUGAAUUGUAGUGCAAUAUUAGUGUGUUAUUACGAUAUCCCAUAUUUGAGUGAAAUAUAUACGUUUUUGUAGCAGUGCGCAUGCGUGGGAAAUGUGCAUACUGCCAUUCAGUACUCUACAUAUACAUAUGACAUAUUACAAUACUUAGAAUCAUCUACAUAUUACCGGUAUAGAAAUAAAAGCGAAUCGAAGAAAAUAAGAUAAUAUUGCUUGUUACUACUACAUUUUUUUAGUCAAAAGACUACGGAACUUGAUUUAACUAGAAAUGGAUCAAGAACUUGUCAACAAAUUUAUGGAAAUAACUGGAAAAAAUGAAGCUACAGCGAUCCAAUAUUUAUCAUUAGCGGAUGGAAAUGUAGAAAUGGCAGUUACUUUGAUGUUCGAAGAGGGACAAACGCCCCAAGUCGAAGUAGAAGAUUCUGAGCCAGAAGUACGUCCUCCGAUAUUACCUAGACAAGAAAUAUUGGUUGACUCCGAACCUAUGUUUUCGAUUCCAAGGCUGCCUACUGCUUUCGACAGAUUUAGAGAUUUUGCUCUUGAAACACAACGACAAGAAGAAGAAAUGACUUUAAGAGUUUCCGGAUUAAAAGAGAGCUCUCAACCUAAGUUGAAGCGUUUAGAAGAUUUGUUUAGACCUCCAAGUAACAUUUUAUUCCUUGGUACCUUUGCGGAUGCAAGGGAGCAUGCAAAGUCUUUAAACCGUUGGUUACUAGUUAACGUUCAGGAUUCUCAGGAGUUUGCUUGUCAAGUUCUUAACAGAGAUGUGUGGUCCAAUGAACAAAUUCAAGGAAUUGUUAAGGAUCAUUUUGUUUUGUGGCAGGUCUUAUCAAAUACGAAAGAUGGAAGAAAUUACAUAGAUUUUUAUAAAGUAAUCAAUUAUCCGUAUCUAUCUGUAAUAGAUCCUAGAACAGGAGAAUGUAUAAGAAAAUAUAAUCACAUUACUAUAGACAGCUUGAUAUCCGAUUUAAAUGACGUUUUAAGUGUUCACGCAUCACCAGAAGGUGCUUCCAAUGAUGUAUGCAGUCAUACAUCUAAUAACGUGUCAUUACGUGCAAAAAGGAGUCACUUAUCAGAGACAUCAAAAAGUGAUUACGCUUCGUGCAGUCAAAGUGUACAAAAUGUAGCAUUCGAUAGAGAUUCUGACACUUCAUGCAAACAACAACUGGAUGAUAGUCAACAUAAUAGUAAUAUAAAUAUUUCGAGCAAUAGUCCAUGUAUUUUGAAAAAGAGAAAACGAAUCGACAAUACAGAUCAGAAGAUUGAAUCUCCUAAUAGGAAAGAAGCAGUGGUAGGCAAGAUGGAAGAUGAUCAAACCGAUAUAGAUGCUGAUAAUGACAAACCGCUUUUACGAUUAUGUUUACGAUUACCCACUGGUGACAAGGAAACACUGUCCAUGCGUGCUACUAAUACUAUCGAAGAUUUUCUGAAAAAAAUGGAAGACAUGGGUUAUCCACAAGCCGAUUAUACAUACUUGGUCCCAUUUCCAAAGACAAAUAUUGGUAUACUUGCAGUAAAUAUUCCUUUGAUAGAUACGAUUUUAUUUCCAUCAAAUACAGUAUUUAUAACAAAAACGUGAAUAUGUCUGUGCAUAGUAUAUUUAUCUUAAGUUAUUAUGUUAUAAAUAAUUAAAUAUUUAAUAUUUCUUAUCCAGAUAUUUUGCAUUGUGAAAGAUCUUGAGUACCUUAUCUUAUACUACAUGUUCAGAAUUGCCACGUCUUUAAAUUUAUAUUGUUUUCUUACUUAAUUAUAUUAAUAUCUUAUUUGCAUUUACAAACAAAGUUGUAAUACAACCACUAGAAAAUUGUAGUUGUUGUGUAAUACUUGUAUACGUCCCUUUUUACGAUUUUUAUAGGAAUAGUAAGUGAAAAAAAA